AUGAGCCAAUGGGAUCGCAUUAAGGAAGUUCUUUACGCGCGUAUAUUUUCUCCCAUCCCGGACGACAUGACCGGCGCCGUCGAGAUCGCUCCGGAGCUUAGGCCCAUCAUCUUGUUCGAUUUUGGUGGACUCCACCGUAUCUACAAAGUCUUCAACAAGAACUGCAAAGACAUCGCGUUAUCGGCUUCAACUAAGACGAUCGGCAACAUACGGCAGAGAGCCAGAAUUGGCAGGUGCGCUAGGAUUGGAGGGGGGUCGAGACAGAAAACGGUCGAAGGCAGGGAUGCAGGCGCUAAGCCCCACCCGCAUCAGCGUGUCUACCGCAAGCUAGUCUCCAGCUCGAGCUGUUUGUUCACCAUGCGCUCCCAAAACCUGCCCCACGGCAAAUUCUACACAGUCCUCUCACAAACAGGGAUAAGUCAGCAAUAUGCUACGACUGACGCGUGCCUGCCCAAGGCGGCGCGCGGUCACAUGGUCAUGGUACUUGGAUGGGCAGAUCGAUGGAAUUGGGUCAAGGUAGUCUCUAUCACAUCCAGUGCCGCCUCUACAUUACAGUACAUCGACUACCUACCCAUAUAUCCGUCGAAGAAAAAUCAACAUAGUGGAAUUCAGCUGAAAUUGUGCAACGGCUGGAACGCUUGGACUUAUACCGAGAAGAAGUCUUAUGUCAAGAUGGAUGGAGUGUACGAGAUUCCAGUUGAACACUUGACGGCUGCUGGCGCAAAUGGACGUCAGUACGAGCUGCAGAGCAAGUCAUGGGACAAGGUGCAGGACUUCCUAAGGAAAAUGAAUGUUCGUGCAAUCCACGACGGACAAGUUGCACCGGGUUCUGUCAACAGUCCCAUUCGCGAGGGCCAUUUGAGCCAGGUUCUUGGUGCUGGUGUUGCCUCCGAUACGGGGGAGUACUCGCUGGAGGGGUACUCCUUACAUAUACCUCCAAAGAUUGAGGUAGAGCCCAAUCAGAUCUACAAGCAAGCCUGA
Messenger RNA from Letharia lupina, 981 nucleotides. RefSeq lists its product as uncharacterized. Lineage: Eukaryota; Fungi; Ascomycota; Lecanoromycetes; Lecanorales; Parmeliaceae. The coding region runs from base 1 to 981 and encodes 326 amino acids. The record is from RefSeq and is a predicted model, not a curated record. The transcript has 4 exons.